Molecule: messenger RNA, 1182 nt
Organism: Leptopilina heterotoma
Lineage: Eukaryota; Metazoa; Arthropoda; Insecta; Hymenoptera; Figitidae
Gene: Oscillin
Product: glucosamine-6-phosphate isomerase
Exons: 5
Coding region: 136-984 (282 amino acids)
Biological process (GO): N-acetylglucosamine catabolic process; D-glucosamine catabolic process; N-acetylneuraminate catabolic process
Cellular component (GO): cytoplasm
Molecular function (GO): glucosamine-6-phosphate deaminase activity; identical protein binding
Source: RefSeq, a predicted model, not a curated record
GUUGGGUAGUCAGCUGAUCAAGUCGCUGCCCUUUUACAACCGCCUGUCUUUUAAAAACAUCAUUUUCCUUGUUUAUAUAAUCAGUGUCAGUGGAUUUUCGUGCAAUAUUUUUGUCUGUAAAUUUUCUCGUCAACAAUGCGUCUUGUUAUUUGUGAUACCGUUGAUUAUGUUGCCGAAUGGUCGGCAAAAUAUGUGAUGAAAAAAAUUAAGGAAUUCCAACCAAAUGAGAAUAAAUAUUUCGUCCUUGGACUGCCAACAGGUGGCACUCCAUUGGGAAUGUACAAAAAGCUCAUUGAAUAUUACAAGGAAGGUAGACUUUCUUUCAAAUACGUCAAGACUUUUAAUAUGGACGAGUACGUCGAUUUACCAAGAGAUCAUCCCGAGUCCUAUCAUUAUUACAUGUUUAAUAAUUUCUUCAAGCAUAUUGAUAUCGAUCCGAAAAAUGCACACGUUCUCGAUGGAAAUGCUCCCGAUUUGAAUAAGGAGUGCGAGGAUUUCGAGAGAAAAAUUAAAGAAGCCGGAGGAGUUGAACUCUUCAUCGGAGGAAUCGGACCGGACGGACACAUCGCCUUCAACGAACCAGGCUCGUCUCUAUCGUCGAGGACUCGAGUGAAAACCCUCGCCCAGGACACUCUGGAGGCGAAUGCGCGAUUUUUCGACAACGACAUUAAUAAAGUGCCAAAUGAGGCGUUGACCGUUGGAGUGGGAACCGUAAUGGACGCCAAGGAAGUGAUGAUUCUUAUCACUGGUUCUCAUAAAGCUUUUGCACUCUAUAAGGCCAUUGAGGAAGGUGUCAAUCACAUGUGGACGGUUUCUGCCUUUCAACAACAUCCACGCACAAUUAUUCUCUGCGAUGAGGACGCAACCAUGGAAUUGCGCGUCAAAACCGUUAAAUAUUUCAAGGCUUUGAGUGCCGUUCAUAUGAAACUAAUCGAGGAAUCACCGGUGACUCGUCGCUCUAUAUCAAGCAGUGAAAAGGUUUGAAAAAGAAUACCUUUUUUAAAAAAAAGAAAAGAAGAAUUGAAUCAAUCGAAAGAAACAAAUUUCUUUCUCGACAAAGAAACACACGAUUAAUUCCAGUGAUUUAAAAAAAAAAUUGACCUAUUUUUUAAUCUUUCCAUUUUUACAAUUUGUAUACAAUUCUUUAAUAAUAAAAAGAAGAAAUAAUUAUUUUCACAAUUA